Melanotaenia boesemani (Boeseman's rainbowfish) is the source of this 895-nucleotide messenger RNA. Its product is annotated as beta-microseminoprotein-like. The transcript has 4 exons. The coding region runs from base 107 to 430 and encodes 107 amino acids. The record is from RefSeq and is a predicted model, not a curated record. NCBI's taxonomy places the organism in Eukaryota, Metazoa, Chordata, Actinopteri, Atheriniformes, Melanotaeniidae.
CCAAAGGUUUCCUGCACACACACUAUUUAGGUGAAAACAGCUUAAAUGAAAAUACAACUUAACGUGACUCUCUUAACUGGACACUGUUAAAUAUCUGACUGCCACAAUGAAAUAUUUGGCUCUGGCUUUGCUGAUCUAUGGUUUGGUGUCGCUGUCAAACGCUCAAUGCUUUGUUAAGCCUGUAACAUCUGACAAAAUGACCCAUUGUCAGGACCAUGUGGAUGGCACAUGGCAUGAAGUAGGGUCCACAUGGAGAAACAGUGCAUGUCAGAAAUGCUCUUGCAGCAGCUGCUGUUAUGCAUAUUCAACUCCAAAAAGUUUCCCUGAUGACUGUGUGUCAGUGUUUGACCAAAAGGCAUGUACAUACAUUGUGCACAAGAGAGACAAUCCAGCUGAGCACUGUCCAAUUUUUGUCGCAGUAGGGAAGUAAUGGAGUCAUCAUCAUGCAUGGUCUAAACUUUAAAACGUGGGUACUAUAGGGCUGGGUACUAUAGACAAAACAUAUUUGUAAUAGUUUCUCUUUUUUCCAUGUCAGUAAUCACCACAAUGUUCUUUUAAGGCACAGAGGAAGAAGGAAGCCCAUUCAGCCUGUUGUUAGACACGAAGUAUUGACAAGUGGCAUUAAAUGCAGUAACAGUUUGUUUACUAAAUUGGAUUUUUUCUUAUUAUAAAUUCAGAGGCUGUCCUCACAUUCAGUCUGAAAUAAAUCCUAAAUAAAAAAGAAAAGGGAAGUUGUGUUGUGGUGUGGUUCAUUCUAAUUUAUGUUAGAAUAGUUUUCUUCUCAUCUACACUGAAAAUUUAAUGUACACUACCUGUGCAACAACUUGUAGUUUCAAUGGGCUAUACAAGACCAUACAAAACCUACAAAAAGCAUAUUAAAAACAAUAUUACAGAA